CCGUUUGAGCAAUCGUCCAUCUAACAAGGACCACUGUCCUCAAAUCCUGUAAGGCCAGCGCGCGAUAUAAAGAAACCCAUCUUCUUUAAAGAAACGCGCACAGCAUAGCCAUUCCCCUAUCCCUCCACAGUCACUCUGAGAUAUAUACGCAUCCACAAACACAGAAAGCUCGUCGCUUGCUGCGCCAUCUGUACAGUGAUGGCUACAAUGCGUGAAAGCUAGGUAGGGAUGUAAAGAAGAAAGCAAAGCAAGCAGAAAGCACAGAUCCACAAUCAUAAACGCAGAGAGAGAGGGAGAGAGAGAGAAGAGACAGGUUAUGGUGAGUAAUAAGCAGCAGCUGCAGCAGUACUGGUACUUUAGCUGUUCUUUGAAAAGCCAAAAAGCUUCCAUCGGUUUCAGUAUAGUAGCAGAAGCAGCCUUGCCAUGAGGUUCAAAUCACACUAUCCGUUCCCAAAAAACCACAAGCCUCUCUUAACAACAAUAACAAUCAUUACCGUCAUCCCGAAACUCCUACCUUAGCUUCCUCUUUUUACUAUUCCCUUCUCUCUCUCUCUCGCUAUCUUUUCCUUAACAGAACCAUGAGCGAGAGAGAAACCCAAGACUUCUUAAACGUUGACUCCUUCUCUCAGCUUCCUUUCAUCCGCAGAGAUCAUAAGCCACCUAACGCACCCAUCCGCCUCUUCGGCUUCGACUUCCCACCCGAACCUCCCACUUCCAUCGAUACCAACAAACGCCGCUGCUACCCCGCCGACGAACACACCGGAAGCCCUUCCGACGCCACAGAAAUCGCGAGGAAGUUCGAGUGCAACUACUGCUUCCGCAAUUUCCCAACCUCACAAGCGCUCGGGGGACACCAGAACGCCCACAAGCGCGAGCGCCAGCACGCCAAGCGCGCCCACCUUGCGGCGGCGUCGGCUGAAGGGCACUUGCACGGCAUGAUAGGCUACCACCGGCUCGGUUUGCAGUCAUCAGCAGUGCCGCCGCCACCGCCGCCGCUGCACUAUAAUUCUUGGAGUUUGUCGGCUGGAAGCGGUGGAGGAGUGCGGUUCUAUGGCCGGCUAGGAUCGGUGGCCCAACCCAUUAAUGGAAGCCCGAUGUUGGGGUCUUGGAGAGAGCCGGCAGCGGCGCCUUUGCCUUUGUUUAGCGGGGAUGAGGAGAGGAGGACAACGUCUUCAGCGCAAAGGGAGCGGCAUGGUUAUAAUGAGUCUAAAGAUGGUGUGAGUCUGGAUCUUCACUUGUAGUUUUUCGUUGUCGAAAUUGCAGGUGUUAGUUUCUGAACUUAAAUUACUUGCUUUUAAAAUCUUACUCGACUUCUAUGAGUGGUUUCUGUGGUGAUUUGCAGAGUAUUUUGGCUAAUUGAUAGAUGAGAAACUUUAUUCUCAUUAAAA
Messenger RNA from Dendrobium catenatum, 1388 nucleotides. RefSeq names its product zinc finger protein 8-like. Gene Ontology annotation, molecular function: DNA-binding transcription factor activity. Bases 579 to 1241 code for a protein of 220 amino acids. The record is from RefSeq and is a predicted model, not a curated record. Lineage: Eukaryota; Viridiplantae; Streptophyta; Magnoliopsida; Asparagales; Orchidaceae. Gene Ontology annotation, biological process: trichome differentiation; response to gibberellin; trichome morphogenesis. The transcript has a single exon.